ACGAUCCGCAGACCACCUGAAUGGAGCUCGCGGACCGCUGGUAGUCCGCAGACCACAGUUUGAGAACCUCUGAUCUAGAGAAUACACAUACCAUAUAGAGGAGGACACACAAUGGUAAUUUAUCUUUUAUUACCUUUGUGAGCCUCACUGAAGAAGUAGUUCAUUAGCAGAGAUUCCGAUGUACAUCACAUACUGGCUUUCUUCUCUUUCCCCUCUCUAUUACAUGCAGAACAUAGUGCAACACAUAUAGUAGUUAUAUCAGAACACUCCUAAAUGCCCAUAACAAAAGCCCCACACAGCCCACUCUGCUUCCUAAAACACUCCUAACACCAGUGACCCUUGUUGAAUGAAACUAUAAAAUAACUGCUCAGUUUAACGUGAGAGGGAGGCGGUAGAGAACAACCCUAGAGAGAGUAUCCUCCACGAAGAUCAUGACCUAGUUAAUUCAUGCCAUUUCCACUGACCACAGGGUCUGGGCUCACCUGCAGAAUAUUACAAUAGAUAAAUCCCUGGUUGGUUUGUUAUUUUUACCUCAAAGCAAAACUUCCUCCCUUCCUGGGAAAGUGUGAAGUCCUAGUUCCUGGGUACAUGUUGUAUCUGUGGCAUUUGCAUAUGCGUAAGCUGUCUAUGUAAAUAGUCCAAGGUACUUCAGGAUCUGAGAUCCUAACAUUGUCUGAGAGGCAGUAAGUGUUGUGUCCAUUAUACGCUUCCCAGCCCCUUCUCCAGAGAGCUCUGUGCCAACAGCAUGAUGCUUUCUCCUCCAUUCAUUUUAUAUUUGUAUCUCUUGGCUCCAUGUUAUUGGGCUUUCAUAUGCCAGAACACGGGGCCUUCUUCUAACUUCAGGAUGGACGGAGAUUACACGAUUGCAGGAUUUUUCCGACUGCAUAGCUACUCAACAACAGUGAAAUCUAGACCGGAAGUUGACAUAUGUGACAGAGCGGCCUCUGUAAACAGCCAUGGCUACCACCUGUUCCAAGCCAUGAGACUCGCCAUCGAGAAGAUAAACAACUCCAGCAGUCUCCUCCCCAAUGUCACUUUGGGCUACGAGAUCUACAACACAUGCUCAGAAUCUGCCAACAUGUAUGCAACGCUGAGUAUCCUUGCCCAGAGCAGGCAGCACCAUGUGGAAGUGCUCAGCAACUUCACACACUACCAGCCCAAGGCUGUGGCUUUGAUAGGGCCAGACAGCAGCCACUUUACCUUCACCACUGCAGCUAUCCUGAGCAUCCUCCUUAUGCCAGAGAUUAGUUACGAAGCCUCCAACGAGAUGCUGAGCCUGAAGAGCGCCUACCCCUCGUUCCUGCGCACCAUCCCCAGCGACAGGCUGCAGGUCGAGGCACUAGUGCUGUUGCUGCAGGAGUUCAGGUGGAACUGGAUUGCGGUGGUGGGCAGUGAUGAUGCCUAUGGCAGGAACGGGAUAAAGACCCUGAAAGAAGUGGUGGCUAAGCAUGACAUCUGUGCUGCCUACCAAGGAAUCAUCCCCAUGAAGAGGGGAGCCAGCAGCCCAGAGCUGAAGGGGAUGCUUAGAGUCCUUGUGGGGACCGGCGUCAAUGUCACCGUCGUCUUCUCCAAUGUGGACAGUGCUAGAGACUUCUUUGACAUGGUGGUUCAGGAGAACGUGACAAAGAAGGUGUGGCUGGGCACUGAGGCCUGGUCUCUAGCCUCGGAAGUCUGGAGCAUCCCCGGCAUCCACAGAAUUGGCACAGUGAUUGGGUUGUCAGUCAAGCAGGCAAAGCUUCCAGGAUUGGAGGAAUUUGAAUCUGCCCAUGUGAAUUCAGAGAAAAGUAAUGUAGCCACGUGUGCCCCUGAUUUGGGUGCUGAAGGGAGCAGUGGUGGGAGCAGCAGCAAUGAGAGUACCAGCCAAGGCUGCAAUCAGAUCUGCACAAGGUGCCACUCACUCACUUCAGCGCCCCAGACGUUUGACAUUUGGGCUGCCUUUAAUGUGUAUUCGGCAGUGUUUGCUGUGGCCCGUGGCCUGCACAACUUACUGGGUUGCUGCUCGGGAGCGUGCAGCAAGGACAAAGUCUAUCCCUGGCAGCUCCUGGAAAAAAUCAAGCAGGUGAAUUUCACUCUGCAGAAGAGCAAGGUGCUUUUUGAUGCCAAUGGGGAUCCCCUGACAGGCUAUGACCUCGUCAUGUGGAAGUGGACUGGCCCGACCUGGUCUUUUGAUGUAAUUGGGUCUUUCCUCCAAAAGCCAGACAGACUGAACAUCAACCGGGAUGGAUUCGUGUGGCAUACAAAGGAUAAUCAGGUGCCUAUGUCAGCUUGUUCAAAGGUGUGCGUGAAAGGAGAGAAGAGGAUGCAGGUGGGGCUUCACCAAUGCUGCUUUGACUGCGUGGCCUGCCCCGCAGGAACCUUCCUGAACAGCAGCGACCUCUACAAUUGCCAGCCCUGUGGGACAGAUCAGUGGGCCCCAAUGAAGAGUGAAAUCUGCUUGAAUCGGACCACCGAAUUCCUGUCCUGGGCUGACCCCGUCUCCUGGGCCCUGCUGACUGCCAUCACCCUUCUGCUGCUGCUGCUGGCAGGGACAGCUGCCCUCUUUGCCCAGAACCUCGCCACGCCAGUGGUCAAGUCGGCAGGCGGCAGAAUGUGCUUCUUCAUGCUGGGCGCUCUGAUCUGUGCCUGCUGCAGCCUCUACUGCUACUUUGGGGAGCCCACCUGGCCCACGUGUCUGCUGAGGCUGCCCAUCUUCUCCGUCAGCUUCACCAUUUGCCUCUCGUGCAUUGCAACCCGUGCCUUCCAGAUCGUCUGCAUCUUCAAACUGGCGUCUAAGUGGCCUGCCUUCUAUAGAGCCUGGGUGAAGCACAACGGACCCAACCUGUUCAUCGGAGCCUGCACAGCCACCCAGGUGGUGAUGUGCCUGGUCUCGCUCAGCAUCAAUCCCUCAGUGCCCAGGAAGGACUACACGACCUCUGUGACGAUGACCAUCUUCCAGUGCUCGGAAGAUGAUGCUGUGUGGGGGCUGCUCUACAACACAAUGCUCAGUAUCUGCUGCUUUGUCAUCAGCUACAUGGGGAAGGACCUGCCUGAGAACUACAACGAGGCCAAGUGCAUCACCUGCAGCCUGCUUAUCAACUUUGUCUGCUUCGUCUGCUAUCUCACCACCUAUGUCUUCUACCAUGGCAAGUACCUGGUGGCCAUCACUGUGCUGUCCAACCUGUCCACCCUGUCUGGGAUCUUUGGAGGCUACUUCCUCCCCAAGGGCUACAUCAUCCUCUUCCGAGCGGAGCUCAACACCACCGAGCACUUCCAGAUGUCUAUCCAGAGUUACACCAGGAAGAGCAGCUCAGACUGAGCCCACAGGCCGGGGAGCAGGGAGACUC
Messenger RNA from Chelonia mydas (Green sea turtle), 3323 nucleotides. RefSeq names its product taste 1 receptor member 1 (gene TAS1R1). Bases 746 to 3295 code for a protein of 849 amino acids. The record is from RefSeq and is a predicted model, not a curated record. The transcript is spliced from 6 exons. Lineage: Eukaryota; Metazoa; Chordata; Testudines; Cheloniidae. Gene Ontology annotation, cellular component: membrane. Gene Ontology annotation, biological process: G protein-coupled receptor signaling pathway; sensory perception of umami taste. Gene Ontology annotation, molecular function: G protein-coupled receptor activity.